Messenger RNA from Trematomus bernacchii (emerald rockcod), 2086 nucleotides. It is a transcript of the gene ddx31, whose product is annotated as DEAD (Asp-Glu-Ala-Asp) box polypeptide 31. The transcript has 18 exons. Gene Ontology annotation, molecular function: ATP binding; RNA helicase activity; nucleic acid binding. Bases 16 to 1902 code for a protein of 628 amino acids. Gene Ontology annotation, biological process: ribosome biogenesis. NCBI's taxonomy places the organism in Eukaryota, Metazoa, Chordata, Actinopteri, Perciformes, Nototheniidae. Gene Ontology annotation, cellular component: nucleus. The record is from RefSeq and is a predicted model, not a curated record.
UGAGAUGUCUGUGUGAUGUGGCAGCCCCCCCCCCCUGCUGAGCGAGCGGACCGGAGGGCACCACAGAAGAAGAAGGACAGCGGCAGCGUGAUGUGGCAGCCCCCCCCCCCUGCUGAGCGAGCGGACCGGAGGGCACCACAGAAGAAGAAGGACGGCGGCGUGAAGACUUCCUCUCUGUUCAAACACAACCCCGACAUCCCCGCCCUCCUCAGUCCGGUUGUCUCUCAGGUGAAGGAGAAGAUUUUCACCAGUGACUCGUUUUCAGACAUGGACCUGCACCCACACCUGGUGGCCACACUCAACAAAGUCCUCAAUGUUUCCACGGUUACCAGCGUUCAGAAGCAGACGAUGCCGGUUCUCCUGUCGGGUCGUGACGCUGUGAUCCGAUCUCAGACGGGUUCAGGUAAGACCCUGGCCUACGCGGUGCCUGUGGUCCAGUCUCUGCAGGCUCUCCAGCAGAAGGUCAGCCGCUCCGAUGGACCCCUGGCCGUCAUCAUCGUCCCCACCAGAGAGCUGGCCCAGCAGACCUUCCAGACCUUCCAGAAGCUUCUGAAGCCCUUCACCUGGAUCGUCCCUGGAGUCCUGAUGGGAGGGGAGAAGAGGAAGUCUGAGAAGGCCAGGCUCCGUAAGGGGAUCAACAUCCUGGUCUCGACCCCCGGGCGCCUGGUGGACCACAUCAAGAACACUCUGGUUAUCGCCUUUAGCUCCGUGCGCUGGCUCAUCCUCGACGAGGCCGACCGGAUAUUGGACCUGGGUUUUGAGAAGGAUCUGACCGUCAUAUUAAACAGUCUGAACACCACGGGACCGAGCAGACAGAACGUGCUGCUGUCGGCCACGCUGUCACAAGGUGUCACUCGGUUAGCAGACGUGUGUCUCAACGACCCGGUCACCAUCAACGUCUCUGGCCCCGCCUCCUCUGACCUCACGGGCCCUGCCAAGGACCCCGGCUCAGCCGACCAAUCAGAGAGCUUCACGCUGCCCGAGGCCCUGCAGCAGUUCGUGGUGGUCGUGCCCAGCAAGGUGCGCCUCGUCUGCCUCGCUGCCUUCAUCCUGCACAAGUGCAAGUUUUCCAAGAACAACAAACUGAUCGUGUUCACGUCGAGCUGCGAGGCCGUCGAGUUCCUGCACGCCAUCUUCACCGCCGUGCUCUCCACCAAUCAGAAGCCCCCGCUCAGCUUCCUGAGGCUCCACGGCAACAUGAAGCAGGAGGACCGCACGGAGGUGUUCAAGGAGUUCUCUGUGUCCCAGUCUGGAGUCCUGCUGUGCACGGACGUAGCAGCCAGAGGUCUGCACCUGCCUGCGGUCACCUGGAUCAUUCAGUUCACUCCCCCCACAGCAGCAGCAGAGUACGUUCAUCGUGUCGGACGUACGGCUCGUAUCGGAGGAAGAGGAAGCAGCCUCCUGUUCCUCACUCCUGCUGAGACCGCCUUCACCACCGAGCUGGCCAAUCACAACAUCAGCCUAUCGGAGAUGAAGCUGGAGGACAUCCUGUCCAGUCUGAUGAUGGACGACACCUUCAAGGGCCGUGGGAGAUACCACAGCCAGAGCUCCUCCAAAGCUCUGGAGCAGGAGACCAGAGAGAGAGCGACGGUUCUUCAGACAGAGUUUGAAAACUUUGUUCAUUCCGACGCUCAGUCGCUGCAGAACGCUAAGAAAGCGCUGCAGUCCUUCCUGCGCUCCUACACCACCUUCCCCGCUCCGCUCAAACACAUCUUCCACAUCAAGCACCUCCACCUGGGACACACCGCCAAGAGCUUCGGCCUGAGAGACGCUCCGCAGGGCCUCAGCUCCCCCGGGGGGGCGAAGAGCAAGAAGAAGGGCAACCAGAAGAACAACCAGAAGAGAGGGGGGGAGUGCAGCGAAGAGCUCUGCCAACAGGGAGGAGAGUCUGCUGAGAUCUGAGUUCUCUGACGGGAGGGAGGGAGGCAAAGAGAGGAAGAGGAGGAACAAGAAGAAGACUGGAGGGGAGGAGGAGGAGGGGUGAAGAGGAGGAGGAGUGAAGAAGAAGAGGAGGAGGAGGAGGAGGAGGCGAGUUCAGAAGCAGAAUAACUUGAUGACUGAACUAAUAAAAUCUCUUUGAUAUAAA